This is a messenger RNA of Lactuca saligna, 1749 nucleotides long. The record is from the annotation of a GenBank genome assembly. NCBI's taxonomy places the organism in Eukaryota, Viridiplantae, Streptophyta, Magnoliopsida, Asterales, Asteraceae.
AUGGGUACAUGUCAAAUAAAAGUUGUUGAGAAGUUAGCUCUGUUGGAAGACUAUUCAACUGUUGAUUGGUGUCAGUACAUGGUUGAUAGCUUGAUGACAAGGAAGCAAUUAUGGAAUCGGGACGACCGGUUUUGCUAUUACUCAGGGCCUAUUACAGUAUUAUUGCUGGAAAAGAUCGACGAGUCUGAGGUGAAUGCGAAUGCUCUUGGGAUGGGGCAUUUCAUCAGAAGAGAAGAUGAUGAGAAUGAAGAUGUUAAUGUUGAUACAUAUAUGGAGUUGGAAACAGUUGAGAGAGAAUUUGCAGAUGAGGAGGCAUAUUGUGCCAUAUUUGACAUCGAGUACAAUAAAGUAUUGACUGAAAAAGGAAGCAUGUCAAAAGCAUUAAUUGAAGGGCUGAAAAAGUUUCCUGAUAGUGAAAUUUUGAGAGAAAGGAUGACAUUGAUGAAAAUGUUGUUUAAUGAUGUGGGGAUUAAUGAAGAUGCAGUUGUAAAUGAAAGUGAUGGCAUUGAUGAGGACAUAGACACAGAUGAUGACAUGUUACAGAAAAAUGCACAGCAUGAUAAUUUUGGACAAGCUUCCGGGUCAAAUAAAAGUCCUGUUACACCAUACGGGACAAAAGAGAAUGUAGAAGACAUUGGGCAACACAGGGAAGGGAAAGAAGUUGCACAUGACUACGUGAUGCCUAUGGGUGAAAAUAACGAAGCAUGGGGCAAUAUAAAUGAGUUGAGUAGUUCACAAUUCUUUAAACUCCCUGGAGUUGUAGAUGAAGUGCUGGAUAUGAUGGAUAAAGUAUCAGGUGAUAAAAAGGUUACUUAUGUUGGAGAUAAUAAUUAUGAGGUUGAUAAGAGUUUAAAAGAGACAAUCACUGAGGAAAUAACUUUUACUGCACAAUGCUCAAGAAAUUUAUUGACUGAUCUAAACGAAUCAGUUGUUGUGAAGGAUAGAGGGAACAUUGAAAAAGAAUCAAAUGUGACUGGGAGAAGGAAAGGUAAGGUUACAAACUAUGACCGGUCACCAUUUGUGGAUAGGAUAACUCAGAACGAAUUAGUGAUGGACGAAACAGAACUUGAGAUUUCUAGACUUAAGGAGUUCACUUUAAUGCUUGAAAUGUUCAUUGGAAAUUUGGAUAUCAAAGCAAACUUAAGUGAUGUUCGACUGUCACUUGUGCGGGUUUUCUUCCUGAUAGUUGAUGUUGACAAGCAUUACCUGUUGUGUUUCGACUUAAAGAGGGGAAGAUAUUUGAUUAUUGAUCAUGUGAAACGUAUUGGUACAGUUGAAAGUCGAUAUGGAAAAAUACCAAGAACACUUCAACGGUUCUUUUGCAGCUACCUAAUGACACAAAACCAUCGAAUGCAUGUUGAAUUGUACUCAAAGGAAGCAAAAAUCAUGAGAGUGGUUUGGGAAGUCCGUGAUAUUGGUCCUGACUGUGGUAUAUAUUUGGUGAGGCACAUGGAGUGCUAUAAGGGAGAUCUAGAAGGGAAGUGGGAAAUAGGAUUUAAAGGAAUAAAACAUAGUGAUGUUGCGGUAUUAUCAAGACUGAGGUACAAAUAUAUGUAUAGACUGAUGACCUCGGAUCACAACCUGCAGAAAGACAUGUUGUUGGAAGAAGCUGAUAAGUUUUCAAAGCUAGAUAUAUUGCAGAAAAGUAUGUUGUUUGAUGAAGCGAAGGAGUUGGCAAAGAAUAAAAGAAAGAAGUAUAAAAAAAGCAAGGAAAGGGAAAAAGUGGCUGAAACGGGUAUAGUUGUAUAA